Molecule: messenger RNA, 2990 nt
Organism: Podarcis lilfordi (Lilford's wall lizard)
Lineage: Eukaryota; Metazoa; Chordata; Lepidosauria; Squamata; Lacertidae
Source: the annotation of a GenBank genome assembly
AUGCGGAGCGCAUGCGCACAAGCUUCUUUCGCGCAGAAAGAGGGCAGUCGCGAAGCAAUUCUUGCAGCUCCCCGUGAUUGGCUCGGAAACUGGCCAACCAGUGGCAACGAUUGCUCAGCUCCUUCCGAAAUGCAUGAAUGGCCUAGUGACGUUAGCGGAACUAUUCAAGGGAGGGAGGGAGCAUCCGCAUACCCACUUCCGGCGGGAAGGUGAUCGGAGCCGGACCGGGCAUGUGCGGAGGAGUGGAGCGCGCGGAGCUUCAGUUUGAGGUGAUUGUUUAGGAUGCCGCCGAAAAUAUUUUCUGAGCGGGUGUAAUGCUGGGAUAGCAGAAUGUGAACGGCAUUACGAACCUUCAAAUAUAUAGGGUUGCCUUGGCGCACGCUGGAUUUCUGGGUGUACCUACUCAGAAGUAAGUCCCCUGGAUUCCAGCUAAGAGUUACUCCUAGGUAAACCUGUAUGCCAGGCAUGGCUAAACUUGGCCCUCCAGAUGUUUGGGGACUACAAUUCCCAUCAUCCCUGACCACUGGUCCUGCUAGGUAGGGAUGAUGGGAGUUGUAGUCCGAAAACAUCUGGAGGGCCAAGUUUGGCCAGGCCUGCUGUAUCCUAUAGGUUUGUAGCCUCCAUCUGGUUGAAACUAAUGGGUUUAAGUGCACUUAGCUGUCUUUUCCUGUGGCUGCUGUGAGGAAGACACUUGAACGAAUGUGUGUGGAGCUGGAAGAUGGGUGUUAAAAGUGCACAAGGCAGUGAAUGUUGAUUCCAUAGAGCAGCCUUUCUCAAUCUGUGGGUCCUCAGAUGUUGUUGAUCUACAACUCCCACCACCCCUAGCUAGCAAGGCCACAGCUCAGGGAUGAUGGGAGUUGUAGUCUAACAACAUCUGGGGACCCACAGGUUGAGAACCGCUGCCAUGGAGAAACAGAUAGCUCCCUCUUUUUCCUGCUUCUCCUUUUAUAAAAAAGGCAACUGAUUUCCUUGUCUGGAGUUAAAAGAUCAUAGGAAGCUGCUUUAUACCAAGCUAGAUCAGCGGUCCAUCUGUUUUAGAAUUUUCUGCAGCUCUCUUAGGGUUUCAAACAGGAAAGCCUACCUGGAGAUUGAAUCUGGGACAGUCUGCACAGUGCUCCACAACUGAGCUAUGGCUCUUCGGUUUCUCUUCCCCAGUGGUGUAGAUGGCGAAAGGGAGGUGUCCUGAUAAAGGACAACACAGGGGUGAGAAGACUGACCUGGGGGGAAAAACCCCUUAAAAGAGUUAUCUGAAGUCUUCAAAAAAGUUCUAUAUGACAUGUAGCUUUUGUGCAGCUUAGAGAACAAUUCCAUAUGAUGCUGUAGCUGAUCAUUGGUGGAGGAAAGUUGUCAAACUUCUUAUUUCUUAAAGCACUUUAACUAUGUGGAAACCAGUUUUAAUAUUCUCAAACCUAUGUUUUCUUCCAGAACCUGUGGGCUUCAAAGCAUAGUAGCAAGUAACUGCAUACUUGACAAAAGGAAAGGUAACUUAAUAUUUCUAUAAAACCAAUCUUCUUAUUUCAUAGAUAUUUCUGGCCCGAGGCCCAAUUGCUCCUAGUCCUCUUUUUAGGAAUGCAAAUUGUGUUUAUUGAAUUUGGCCACCAGCAAUAAAAUUAGUUAUAUAUAAAGUUAUUUUGAAUCAAGGUAGUAAUGCAGAUGGAGCUCAUUUGAAAGCUUUACUGAAAUUAGUGGCACCCAUGUACUGUAAUUAAAGAUGGGCAUAUCAAAAGGUUUUCUGGUCACAGAAAAUUUCUGCGAGAUUUUCACAUGAGUUCAUUUACAAGUCUUGUACAUGCUGUUUCCACAUUAAUAUUUGGGUUUUUAAAAAUGCAUUUUGAAUGUAUUUUCUCAUAUGAAUUUCUAAACAUUUUAUUUCAAAAUAUUGAGUUUUUAAUAAAUGUCUGAUGUAAAGUGCAUAAGCUAUUUUCCCCAGUUAAGAAGACUUUUGCAUUAUGCUUUGAUAUUGGAUAAUGACUUUGUUGCUGAUGUAAGCGAAGGACCUAUGAGGGUGAAAGGAGAAAAGGCUGAUAAUUCUAUUGGUUCUUCAGUGUUAUUUGUUGUUAAAAUAUCAAUGCAUGGAGCUAUGAUAGAGGGCAGGGUUAUUGAACUGAGGAACUCUGAUGCUCCUCCUUAAAUCCAUACACUGAGUUUUCCAAUAAGUUCUGCAUAUGACACAAACUUAUCCCUCCCUUUGAAGCAUCCCACAGCUUUGUCCCACCCCAGCUCUUCCUUUUAUGUCCAGCCUUUUAUUUCUCAGUAUCUAUCACAUUCAUUUCUCCAACUGGCAUUUUAAGUUGCCUAAAGUCUCUUAAUUUUCACAGUACAAUCCUAUUCAUCAGGCCUCGGGAGCUUGUUUUAGUUUUAGGGUUGCAUUCCCUUAUGAGGAGACUUCCAGGGGCUGUAUGCAAGUGGAGGGCAGAGUCAGGGCAAAAGAGGGUGGAGCAGUGGAUUGUAGCCACCCGAAAACCAGCCAUUUCUACAAUACCCCUCCUCCUCUUCUAGGAAGUAAAUGACAUUAUUACAGUUCAGCGACACAUUCCAGGUACACUCAAGCAGGGCAUGAAGGAGGGCUAGUGAGGGGGUGUGGCAUUGCAUAGGAAGGGUCCUGUCGGUCAGAAGAAACACUCAGAAGGCUGCCUUUUGGCCAUGGUUCCCCCACUCCUCAUUUAAAUCUUUACCCUGAAGAAAGUCCCAUUGAGUUUACUUCUAGGUAAAGAGGUACAGAACGGCACCUUUAGACAGCUUCAUCAAUUCUCCCUUGCUCUAUUACGAGACUAGAAUGCAUGUUUUUACUGACAUACAAAGUGAGCAGUAUACAUAUUAAUGGUAUUUUAAGAUAGUUAAGAUUAGGAGCAGCUUCAGCUUGCUAAUACUGAAUUAUCUUCUGUUUUCUCUGUAUAAUUGCAGAUAACAGCCGAACAUCACAUUUCCAAUUACUAACUUCUAAAAUAUGCAUCUAUUUAAUAUUAUUAGAAGAUCUGUCUUCCAAUUAG